Molecule: messenger RNA, 4617 nt
Organism: Bemisia tabaci
Lineage: Eukaryota; Metazoa; Arthropoda; Insecta; Hemiptera; Aleyrodidae
Cellular component (GO): cytoplasm
Molecular function (GO): hydrolase activity, acting on glycosyl bonds; pseudouridylate synthase activity; kinase activity
Source: RefSeq, a predicted model, not a curated record
UGUUCAAUCAUUGUUCAGUGCAAUACAACAUCAAUGAUCUAUGCUGUCAAUGAUCAGUUCACGGGAAAGUUUCAAUUAAGGAACCCUUCAACUAAUAAGCGGAAUUACUUUUUGCCAAAUACUUAAGCGAAUCAUCUCUGCUUUCAGCGCCCACCUAAUCUGCAACUAUUUUAAUUUUCCACCAUGAAGAAGUAUGUUUUAUCUCAGUUCACCGGCCACCUCUACCAUAGAUCCAGAUCUCUCUGCUCUAACACACCCUUGGAUGUACUUCCAGAAAUUAAAAAUGGCCUUGCCUCUGGAAAACCCAUCGUAGCCCUUGAGUCAACAAUCAUAACCCAUGGCAUGCCAUAUCCUCACAACUUAAAAACAGCGAAAGAAGUUGAAGAAAUUGUGCGGAGUCAGGGUGCUAUACCUGCAACAAUAGCAAUAUUGGGAGGGACACUCAAAGUUGGUCUCUCUGAUGAAGAUUUGAAUUAUUUGGCCAAGCCUGACACUCCUGUAAUCAAGUCUUCAAGACGGGACUUUCCCUAUGUGUUAAGUAAGAAACUGAAUGGCGGAACAACUGUUUCUGGAACUUUACUCGUGUGCUCCAAAGUUGGCAUCAAAAUUUUUGUCACUGGAGGAAUUGGAGGAGUGCAUAGAGAUGGCCAAACAAGUCUAGAUAUCAGCGCAGACUUAACUGAGCUAGGACGUCAUUCGAUUGCAGUUAUAUCCAGUGGUGUCAAAUCUAUCUUGGAUAUAGGACGGACUUUGGAGUAUUUGGAAACACAAGGAGUUUGCGUGGCCACAUUUGGUGAAACAAAUGAUUUUCCUGCCUUCUACUGCCGGGACAGCGGCUAUAAAUCGCAAUAUCAUGUUAAAAACAUCACUGAUGCUGCAAAACUUGUAGAAUCUCUUGUGAUGAUGAACAGUAAGUCCGGCUUGCUCCUGGCUAAUCCGGUCCCCGAACAAUCUGAAUUGAUCAAGAAAGAGGACAUGGAUAAAGUCAUCCAGAAGGCUCUAUCUGAGAUGAAAGAACAAGGUAUCGCCGGAAAAGAUGUCACGCCAUUUUUAUUGAAAGCUAUUGCAGAUGCAACGAAGGGAAAAUCUCUAGAGACUAAUAUUGCCCUGAUAAAAAAUAAUGCCCUUGUUGGGAGCCAGAUAGCUGUCGAAUUAAGUAAACUCAACUCUGAUUUAUUAAGCCUCCAUGGUGAAACACAGAAAAGUGUUUUAGGUGGAAAGAAAGUUAGCACCGAAAAUUGUGCGGGAAUUAGUGCGAGAAUUAGUGUGGAAAAUAGUGAGAAAAAUGCAGAAUCUGGUAGUAGCCAGUCGUCUCCUUCAGCAUCAAAAGUAGUUGUUAUUGGUGGAGCUAUGAUGGACAUUACUGUGAAAUCAGAGGACGAUAUGAAGUUUGACGGAAGGACGCUCAACGGGAGGCUUCAACAGUCUUGUGGCGGAGUCGCUAGGAAUCUGGCUGAUGCAAUCGGGAGACUCAUCGAUGAUCCACCGAUUUUCAUUUCAGCAGUCGGGGAUGAUCUAUUCGGGAAAACGCUCGUUGAAAGUCUUCCACACGUGGACACGGGCGCUGUUAUAAAAUCGGAAAAAGAUUCGGCCUGCUGCUCUGCUAUACUCGAUAAUUCAGGGGAGUGUCUUUUCAUCGUCGCUGCGAUGGACGUUUUUCAAGAUAUAUCUCCUCACCAGAUCUCUCGCCAUGAAAACUUAAUAAGAGAAUCUAAAUACAUAGUUUUUGACGGUAACACUCCUCUAAAGUCCAUGGAAGUUUUACUACAGAUUAGUAGAGACCACAACAUUCCAGUUUGGUUUGAACCCACAGACAUCACAUUAGCAUCGAAACCAUUCAAAACGAAACUUUUUGAAAAUAUUACUUAUAUAUCACCAAACAUAUACGAAUUAUUGGAAAUAUCAAAAACUUUGAAUGAGGGAAGAAAUCUGAGAUUUGAAAUGGCGCAGUCAAACCCUGAGGACACUAUCCGUCAAGCGGUUGAACAUAGCCUACCUCUUCUGGAUUCCAUUCCAAACAUAAUGGUAACGCUUGGCACCCACGGUUCCCUGAUCAUAUCUCGCGGUGAAAGCGGCCCCUCCAUUCAUCAUUACAAACCACUACGCGUUUCUAAAGUUGUAAGCGUCAUGGGUGCUGGAGACUGUCUUGCGGCCGGAUUUAUUGCCGGAUUGGUGAGAGGGCACUCGGAAGGAGUUUCCAUGGCUGCUGGCCUAAACGCAGCGUCACUGGCCAUCCAGUCCCAAUUUACAGUAUCUCCACUCCUCCGUUGGGUUCAAUGCGAGGCUGCCCCUUUCACAACCCUUCAGUCGGCUCAUUUCGGACAUUUGAGGAGAUAAUUGUCAAUUCCCCUUCUCCACCGUUUAUUUUCUAUUUUGCGUGUAUUUUUAUCUUUUUAUCUCAUUUAUCAAGUUUAGACUGAUCCGUUACCAACCCUGGUAAAAGUCGGCUCUUAAAUAGUAUUUUGAAACAUACCUUGACUAUAAAUCCGUGCUGAGGAUGAACGCAAGCUUGCAAACGUUGCCAAAUUACAUUUGAUUAAAUAUGCAUUUUUAGAGAAUUUUAUUUGCAAUCAGAUGUAAAAUAUCCGAAAUUUUCCUGAGAAAAGACUCAUAACUCUCCUCAAUUUCAACAUUUUAUCGGAGGAAAUUUUGGAAGUCUCCAAUGCUCAUAAAUCGUUUUUCCAUAGGACGGCACUACAGGAUUUGAUAUACCCGCUCGUAGGAUUUCUCGCUGUCCCUAUGGCCUAGCCAUAAAGGCAAUAACAAAUCCUAUUCCCGAGCUUCAGGGAAAGCACGAUAUCUUGUAGCCGGGCUCUGUUCCAAAAUACUAUCCUACAGACGAUUUUUGUCCGGAAAUUCAUACCAUUUUUAACGUUUAAGUAAUGUUAUUGAUUCUUAACUAUAAGCGACUGACUUUUGCAUUUUUUGUCUGGAAAUUAAACUUAAAAAAUUAAAAUUAAAAUUUAUUUUAACUUUAAGUAAUGUCACUGAUUCUUAACCAUAAGCGACUGAUUUUUGAGUUUUUGGAUGUUUAACUAAACCAGUGCCUUCUGUGGAAUUUUGUCACUCUUGAUUUAACUUCUGUUCUCUUGUUCAUAAACUAGCGGAUCAUCGUAUGAGACGAUAAAAUAAUUCCAUUUCUUCCCCCGGCGCUUCGAGCCCAGUUCAUUUAUCCCGGUUUGCGCUCGCGAAGCGAAUAAAUCCCCCUCUGUAUUUUUAGACGUAGAGUAGCUCCAGUUACCUUGAUUUAUGAAAGAAUCUCGCCUCGGUAGCUCCGUUUCCAGGGUUUUAAUGUGACAUUAAGAUAAGAGAUAACAUUCCAAUUUAAAUACCAGUAUUCCCGUAUUUAGCAAGCCUGAAACAUGCACCCCUCCACGUGCAUUUGAUAUUUGAGCUAUCCUCUUCCCCCUAACGUUGACGCCAGUCAGGUAAUUGUCGAUUCAAAGUAUUUCGUUUUUUUUUUUUAAAUCAAAAUUUACGCAAGUGGUCAUUCUUUUAAACCGUCCAGAAGACUCCUUGCAUAUUUUUCCUUGACCAUUGAUUUUAUGAAGUCUAAUUUAACUUUAAGUUGAUUACCAAUUAGUAUUUUGUAUUAAUUACCUUAGUUUUUGUAAUCAGCCCACGUUUUUUUUAAAUAUAUAAUUUCAUUCUUUUGAUUCUUUAAUUAACUGUAGUUCCAUCUCCGAUGUACGUCUCUUUGAUUUUUCUUUCAAAAAAUAUAUUUUGACCAAUUUUCACGGUUCGUAAAUCAGUAGGUUACGUAUCAGUAGGACACACCACAUGUUUCGAGAAUAUCCUCUCAUGAGUAUAACUAAUAGCUUGUAAUCAAUUCAUCAGUUCAUUACUGCAUCUCAUCUUUCAAGUGGAUUAAGGAGUUGUAUGGAGCUUCACGAGACAAGAAGCUCCGUUUCCAAUGUGCACCUGUGGACUUAGUUUUAAGAACCCAUUUAAGCCAUUUGUUUUAAAAACUUUAAAUUUGAAUUUUCGCACUGUAAGCGCAAAAAGGAAUUAAAGUCCCCUCUUUCUUCUUAUUUUUGUUAAAAGUGUCGCGGCUGAUGGCCUCAUAAAAUUCUCUGGCUCGUUAUCAGCUGUUGAUUCUUUCUGUCCAUUUCGAUGUUCUUUCGUAGAUUGCGAAUUAUUGUGCGCAAAAAAAUAUUGUACUUUCAUAAUAGAAUAUACUUUUUCAUUUAUUACUCAUGAUGAUUCUUUUAAGCAGUGUAAAACAAAUUUACAACGAGGGACCUAUUUCCGCACAAGCCACGUAAUGAAAAUUUUAAAGCACAUUAUUAGCUCACUUGCUACGAAUUUUUUUUUGGCGGCAGACGCCUUUCGAACUACGGUUCAUCAUCGGUGCGAAGAAAACUUCGUCGCAAGUAUGUCAAUAAUUUGCUUUAAAAUUUUAAUUAAUGUAAAACAAACUUUAGUUUUUAAUAUUUACUCGACGAUUAUCUUGAAUAUGAGGUGUAUUUUGCACAGCUUUGUUAAGCAACAAAAUUAAGUUGCUUCCAUUACGAAGCCUUCUCGGCUUUUUAACGUAUUUAGUUUGUAUGUAAGGCUUUCAUAUGUUUCAUUUUUUUUUGUUUCUCAGAGUCUAUUAAAAUAUUGAAAUCUCAAAAA